This is a messenger RNA of Jaculus jaculus (lesser Egyptian jerboa), 3186 nucleotides long. RefSeq names its product calcium homeostasis endoplasmic reticulum protein (gene Cherp). The coding region runs from base 125 to 2944 and encodes 939 amino acids. The transcript has 18 exons. Gene Ontology annotation, molecular function: RNA binding. Gene Ontology annotation, cellular component: perinuclear region of cytoplasm. NCBI's taxonomy places the organism in Eukaryota, Metazoa, Chordata, Mammalia, Rodentia, Dipodidae. Gene Ontology annotation, biological process: intracellular calcium ion homeostasis; RNA processing. The record is from RefSeq and is a predicted model, not a curated record.
GAGAGCCGAAGCUGCCCUCGAGGCCGUGGUGAACUGCUCCUUCGCGCCACUUCCGGCCGAGUUCCGCGGACCGCGCUGGUGGGCGACCGUGCGGCUCUGGAGGACGUUCCCCGCGGCCGCAGCCAUGGAGAUUCCGCUGCCGCCUGACGAUCAGGAGCUUCGAAAUGUCAUCGACAAGCUCGCUCAGUUCGUGGCCCGUAACGGGCCGGAGUUUGAGAAGAUGACGAUGGAGAAGCAGAAGGACAACCCGAAAUUCUCGUUUCUAUUCGGAGGCGAGUUCUACAGUUACUACAAGUGCAAGCUGGCGCUGGAGCAGCAGCAGCUCAUCUGCAAGCAGCAAGCCCCAGAACUGGAGCCAACUGCAGCUCUGCCCCCACUAUCACAGCCUCCACUAGCCCCUGGAGCACCCAUCCCACCAGCCCAGGGUGCCCCAUCUGUGGACGAGCUCAUCCAGCAGAGCCAGUGGAACCUGCAGCAGCAGGAGCAGCAUCUGCUGGCCCUGCGACAGGAACAGGUGACAGCGGCUGUAGCACAUGCAGUGGAACAGCAGAUGCAGAAACUGUUAGAGGAGACACAGCUGGAUAUGACCGAGUUUGACAACCUGCUACAACCCAUUAUUGACACCUGCACCAAAGAUGCCAUCUCAGCCGGGAAGAACUGGAUGUUCAGCAAUGCCAAGUCUCCACCACACUGCGAGCUGAUGGCUGGCCACCUGCGCAACCGCAUCACAGCUGACGGGGCACACUUCGAGCUGCGGUUGCACCUCAUCUACCUGAUCAAUGAUGUGCUGCACCACUGGGCCCUGAUGCGCGGAAGGUCUCUCCCUCACAGCCAGCGCAAGCAGGCACGAGAGUUGCUGGCCGCACUGCAGAAGGUGGUGGUGCCCAUCUAUUGCACCAGCUUCCUGGCUGUGGAGGAGGACAAGCAACAGAAGAUCGCCAGGCUCCUGCAGCUCUGGGAGAAGAAUGGUUACUUUGAUGACUCAAUCAUUCAACAGCUGCAGAGCCCAGCCCUGGGGCUUGGUCAGUAUCAGGCAACUCUCAUCAAUGAGUACUCCUCAGUGGUGCAGCCUGUGCAGCUGGCCUUUCAGCAGCAGAUCCAGAGCCUCAAGACACAGCAUGAAGAGUUUGUCAACAGCCUGGCCCAGCAGCAGCAACAGCAGCAGCAGCAGCAGCAGCAGAUUCAGAUGCCACAAAUGGAAACAGAAGUGAAGGCCACGCCACCUCCCCCUGCUCCUCCCCCGGCCCCAGCACCAACCCCAGCCAUCCCACCCACGACUCAGCCAGAUGACAACAAGCCCCCCAUCCAGAUGCCUGGUUCUUCCGAGUAUGACACCACAGGAGGGGUCCAGGAUCCCGCUGGUGGUGGUCCCCGGGGUCCAGGACCGCACGAGCAGAUCCCACCUAACAAGCCCCCAUGGUUUGACCAGCCGCACCCUGUUGCCCCUUGGGGCCAGCAGCAGCCCCCAGAACAGCCCCCAUACCCACACCACCAGGGCGGGCCGCCCCACUGCCCACCCUGGAACAACAGCCAUGAAGGCAUGUGGGGUGAGCAGCGUGGGGAUCCUGGCUGGAACGGCCAGCGUGACGCACCCUGGAACAACCAGCCUGACCCCAACUGGAGUGGCCAGUUUGAGGGACCCUGGAACAACCAGCAUGAGCCACCACCCUGGGGCGGUGCCCAGCGCGAGCCACCCUUCCGCAUGCAGCGGCCACCCCACUUCCGUGGGCCUUUCCCACCUCACCAGCAGCAUCCACAGUUCAACCAGCCGCCUCACCCCCACAACUUCAACCGCUUCCCACCCCGCUUCAUGCAGGAUGACUUUCCCCCACGCCACCCUUUUGAGCGGCCACCUUACCCUCACCGUUUCGACUACCCACAGGGGGACUUCCCAGCAGAGAUGGGACCCCCUCACCACCACCCUGGCCACCGUAUGCCUCACCCAGGGAUCAAUGAGCACCCGCCCUGGGCUGGGCCCCAGCAUCCUGACUUUGGGCCUCCCCCUCAUGGCUUCAAUGGGCAGCCUCCCCACAUGCGGCGGCAGGGCCCCCCUCAUAUCAACCACGAUGACCCCAGCCUGGUUCCCAAUGUGCCCUACUUUGAUCUUCCUGCUGGGCUGAUGGCCCCACUUGUGAAGCUGGAAGACCAUGAGUACAAGCCUUUGGAUCCCAAAGACAUCCGCCUCCCACCCCCCAUGCCACCCAGUGAGAGGCUGCUGGCUGCUGUAGAGGCCUUCUAUAGCCCUCCCUCCCAUGACAGGCCAAGGAACAGUGAGGGCUGGGAGCAGAACGGCCUCUAUGAGUUCUUCCGAGCCAAAAUGAGGGCCCGUAGGCGCAAGGGCCAGGAGAAGAGGAACAGUGGUGGCCCAUCUAGAUCCCGAAGCAGAUCGAAGAGCCGAGGUCGUUCCUCCUCACGCUCCACUUCACGCUCUUCCAAGUCUUCACGCUCCUCCUCCAGGUCUCGCUCCCGCUCCCAUUCCCGCUCCUCUUCACGUUCCAGAUCCAGGAGCCGCAGCCAGUCCCGGUCCUCCCGAAGCCGCUCUCGGUCCAGGUCAAGGUCUCGGUCCAAGUCUUAUUCCCCAGGAAGGAGGCGUCGAUCGAGGUCCCGGAGCCCCACCCCACCCACGGCAGCGGGCCUGGGUUCUAAUUCAGCACCUCCCAUCCCUGACUCAAGGCUGGGAGAAGAGAACAAAGGCCAUCAGAUGCUGGUAAAGAUGGGCUGGAGUGGCUCUGGGGGCCUGGGAGCAAAAGAGCAGGGCAUCCAGGACCCCAUCAAGGGUGGGGAUGUCCGUGACAAGUGGGACCAGUACAAGGGCGUAGGCGUGGCUCUGGAUGACCCCUAUGAGAACUACCGCCGGAACAAGAGCUACUCCUUCAUCGCACGCAUGAAGGCCAGGGAUGAGUUCUCCACGUUUGGGGCGCGAAAGGAAGAGAAAGAAGACUGACAACGGCACAGCCUACAGGAGUGCCACGCUAUCUGACCUGGGAGGGGCUCGGCUUUGCGCAUGCCCAGGAAGAGGUGCCACAGCUACCACAUCCUUGGCAGGUCCCCUUACUGCGAAGCAAAACCAAGACCCUUCAGCUCUGAACGAGUGUGCCUCCUACCCAACGGUGUUGGUAUCACACAAUCCCUGGGUCAGAUCUGAGCCACCUCUAAGAACCAGGACUCUUGCAGCCGUGCACUCAG